CUUCUUGGCCCCCGGGCUGGGCCGGGGGCGGAACGAUGCGGGAGGGAGGGGUCCGCCCGGGAGCGUUCGCCCUCCGCGCCCCACCCAGGAAGCGUCUGUGAAUGACUCGAAGUUUCCUUUUUUCCGCUUUCUCCUCAGUGCGUCCCCAGCGGAGCGAGCCCCUAACUCGCGGACUCUCCCUCCCGCCCCCGCCGGCCAUGGGCAGCCGCGACUACCUGUUCAAGGUGCUGGUGGUGGGGGACGCCGCGGUGGGCAAGACGUCGCUGGUGCAGAGGUACUCGCAGGACAGCUUCAGCAAGCACUACAAGUCCACCGUGGGAGUGGACUUUGCUCUGAAGGUUGUCCAGUGGUCUGAUUCAGAAAUGGUGCGACUCCAGCUAUGGGAUAUUGCAGGCCAGGAGCGGUUCACCUCCAUGACUCGUCUGUAUUAUCGGGAUGCCGCAGCCUGUGUCAUCAUGUUUGAUGUCACCAAUGCCACCACCUUUAGCAACAGCCAGAGGUGGAAGCAAGACUUGGAUUGUAAGCUCACACUGCCCAGUGGGGAGCCCGUGCCCUGCCUGCUAUUAGCCAACAAGAGUGACCUAUCCCCAUGGGCAGUCACUAGGGACCAGAUUGACCGGUUCAGCAAAGAGAAUGGUUUCACUGGCUGGACUGAAACGUCCGUCAAAGAGAACAAAAACAUCAAUGAAGCUAUGAGAGUUCUUAUUGAACAGAUGAUGGCCAAUACCAGGGAAGGCAGCACAUCUCUGUCAACACAAGGUGACUACAUCAACCUGCAAGCGGUCUCCACGCCUGGCUGGACCUGCUGUUAAUUGUGUGCAGCUUUCUCCCUAUCAUGGACAAGGAAGAUCAGACCGUGUCUCAGUUUUCCUUCCCGACCCACCCAGCUGCCUAAUUAAGAACUUGUGAUGGAUCUUCUACCAAAAAACACCAGCCUUGUUCCGUUAGAGCACUUUCUUCUGGCCAGCGGGUGGUCUCUCAUUCCUCAGACAACACCUGUAAGUCCCCGUGUAUAUUUUUGCUGUUGGAUGUCUGCUUUGAGUUACUCCUGUGGCACGGGCUGUGUGGCCCAUAGGGCCCUCUGCCCUCCUUCUCCUAGACUUGGCUGGAAUGUUCUUGGAGUAAGUAUAGAUGAAAGACAGCGCACUUUUUCAUUAUAACCCCAACUGUUCUCCAAACUAUCAUUCCAUGAUGGCAAUCCUGACGUCAGAUCAAGAGAACAAAGAUCAAGAUGCUCUCCUGCCGAACUCUUUUGUGGAUAAUUACUUUCGUUGUUCUCUCUGUGUCCUGGACUUUGGAUUUAAGUGUCUAACUCUUUUCUGGCUAGCUGCAGACUUGGAAUAACUGUAGGAACCUUAUGUUGCAUUUGUGGUUUUGAAAAGGCUCUGAAAUCUUGAUGAGCUUUCUCUCUCCCUCUCAGUAAUAGUAGUGAAGCUUUCAAUCCAGCUGUCCUUGGUGAUGACAGUAUCUCUCUUCCUAAGUAUGGACAGGGAGGAAAUGACUAGGAAAUCUUUCUGAGGUCUUUUUAUUCAUUAUACAAGAAUACAGUUGUAUAAACUGACUGGUUAAUAGGGAACCUGAAGCUCACUCAACUCAACAAAAGACACUAGCUGACUAUGAUGUGUGCCUCUUAAAUAGAAAGGGGACUUGGAAGUCCCCUGAAUCUGAGAGAAAAGUGAAACAAAGGGAAGGUGAGAAGUGAACAAGACUGGAUUCUGAGGGGCUGCUUAGCUCUUGGUAUAAGGUUUAUAGCUAGAGAAAGGUUGUGUGGUCCUGGGAAUAAGGAGGUUUAUUAUAUAUGUAACAUUAAACACAAAAAUCCCAUGAUUCUGUUUCAGGUCAUAGUUCACCUCUGGAUGUUUGGAUUUUUCUGUAGGAUUGAAGUUUAGGGGAAUGAUCUUUGGUGUCAGUUAUCCACGCAGGGCUAAAGCUGAGAAAUAGGUCACAGAGGUGAAAGUUCUGAACAUAAAGACCAGGUACCAGGACGGAAAAGAAGCCAAAACCUUUCCAAGAGAAAUUUAAUCUGUUUAAUACAACUUUUGUAAAAUCCCUAGAGACAUUUAAAGAUCCCUUUGAUGUUCAAUAAAUUUUGUUGAAAAUUUUGAGGAUUCCUUUUGUAAUAUUAUUCAAACAAGGUUUUUGACUGUGGUAUUUUCAAGUAAACAUCAUGUAAAAGUCACUUUUUAUGAAGGAGAAAUUGAUUUUACUCUACUCCCUUGUCCUGAAAAACUGGAAAUAAAAGUCUUAUGUGCUCAUUUA
Molecule: messenger RNA, 2259 nt
Organism: Sarcophilus harrisii (Tasmanian devil)
Lineage: Eukaryota; Metazoa; Chordata; Mammalia; Dasyuromorphia; Dasyuridae
Gene: RAB29
Product: RAB29, member RAS oncogene family
Exons: 5
Coding region: 102-812 (236 amino acids)
Biological process (GO): vesicle-mediated transport
Cellular component (GO): Golgi apparatus; vesicle; trans-Golgi network
Molecular function (GO): GTP binding; GTPase activity
Source: RefSeq, a predicted model, not a curated record